Molecule: messenger RNA, 1107 nt
Organism: Stylonychia lemnae
Lineage: Eukaryota; Ciliophora; Spirotrichea; Sporadotrichida; Oxytrichidae
Source: the annotation of a GenBank genome assembly
AUGUCCUCAUCCUAUUAAACAUUUGACACUACCAAAGAUUUAAAAGAACCUCUAUUAGCCUCUAAUGACUAAAGCCUCAUAAGCUCAAAAUCUAAGAGUUAGAAAAAGCUAUCGAAAGUUGCUCAAUUCUUUACUAAAUACUAUCUCUUUGGUGGAGCAAUGGCUGGAAUAUUUUUUGGACUACAAAACUAUUUAUUGUAUUUGGCUGUAGAUGGAGCAAUGGAAAUGAGGUUAGCAUACCUUAUUCCUAGUAUGAACUUUGUCUUCUUCAUUGUUUAUCAUGCCUACUUUGCGAUAUAACUAAAGAUGAGCAAGGGAGUGUUUUGGUCCAGUGAAGAUUCUCUUUAUUACAACAAUGAGAAGAAAUUUGACUUGAAAUUGGCCUUGAUUGUUAUUGGGAGAUCAUUAAAUCAAAUACUAUCUACUCUGAUACUCUACUACAUCUUUGAGACUUCAAUCUUGUCAGGGAUCAACUCAUCUAUCAUAUUCUCAAUAUAUGGAGCUACCUCAGUUAUGACGGCUAUUGCCUUCUACUUUAUAUUUAAAGAAACUCUUGGCUAGAAACAUGUUGCUGGUAUAAUGAUAGUAAUGAUAAGCGUAGUACUAAUGGCCAAUGGCAAAUAUAUUCCUACUCAAGAAGCAGCUGUGAAGCAUAGUAUUACAGCUGAUAAUCAAAUCAGUGUUCUUGUACCAAUCGCUCUAGCUCUUACUAAUUGCUUUAUUUUUGUAUUGAACAGUGCAGCUGCAAGAUUUUUAAGGGGUACCAAAAUGAACACCUAUCAAUACACAGCUGAUUCUUAAUCAAUUGUGUCAACUUUAUAUGUUUCAAUAGCUAUCUAUCAACACAUAUAUAUUUCUCCUUACUCACUAAGAGAAUUCUACCUUGUAACUUCUGGAUCAUUAAUGUAUCUAAUUGGAGUAUUGUGCUUCAAUGGAGCCCUAACAUACGGAAAAGGUGGUAGUUCUCAAGCGAUUAUUUAAGUUUAAGCUCCCUUUUAAUUGAUUUUAGAAAUUGUAUUUUUGCAAAUUUACCCAGCCCUGCUCGGAUUAAUUGGCAUGGUUGUUUGUAUCAUCGGUGCUCUUGUACUUAUCCUGACUAAACAUUGA